AUGGAAAAUUCCAAUUUUCAAAAUGAUGAAGAAUCCAAUAAUAAAGAUGGAGAAUUCAAUAAUAUAGAAGAAUUAUUUAUAGAGGAUAAAGAAUUUGAAAAAAAAUUAUUAAGAAAAAUCGAUCUUAGAAUUAUGCCUUUAUUAACUUUGUUAUAUCUCUUAAGUUUCUUGGACAGAGUAAAUAUUGGAAACGCGAAAUUAGCACAUAUUGAAGAAGAUCUUGGAUUAGUUGGAUCUCAAUUUAAUUGGUGUCUGAGUAUUUUCUUCAUUGGAUAUAUUUUAUUUGAAAUUCCUUCAAAUUUAGUACUUAUUAGGACAAGUCCAUCUAAGUGGAUUCCUUUUAUUAUGUUAAUGUGGGGAAUAACAAUGACGCUUAUGGCAUUUGUAAAGAAUUUUUCAGAGUUAAUGUCGGCGAGAUUUUUUUUAGGUGCCUUUGAAUCAGGAUUAUUUCCAGGCGCAGUAUAUUAUAUAACCACAUGGUAUAAACGAUCAGAAACAAAUUCUCGGAUAGCCAUACUUUUCAUGGGAAAUAGUUUUGCUGGUUCAUUUAGCGGUUUAUUAGCAUAUGGUAUUGUAAGAUUAGAUGGAAAGUUACGUCUAAAAGGGUGGCAAUGGUUAUUUUUAAUUGAAGGAUUAAUAACAGUUGUAGUCUCUAUAAUUUCUUAUUUCUUAUUCUCUGAUUAUCCUGAAAGAACCAAAUGGCUUAGUGAUGAAGAACGUAAAUAUGCUGUUGGUCGAUUAAAAAAUGAUGCAGGAAAAGCUCAUAUAACACAUUUCGAUAAAAAACAAAUUUACGCUGCAUUAACAGAUUGGAAAGUUCAUUUAGCUAUGCUACAUAUUGGCAUAAGUUCAAUAGCAUUUUAUUCUUUCUCAUUAUUUAUUCCGGCAAUAGUAAAUGGGAUGGGAUUUGAUUUUGUUAAAUCACAAUUAUUAUCAGUACCACCAUUUUUUUGUGCUGGUAUAGCAACAUUAAUUGUAGCGAUACUUUCGGACCGUAAACGUAUUCGUAGUCCAUUUAUCAUCCCAUGUUCACUUGUUGCAAUUAUCGGUUAUGUUUUAUUAAUAACGCCUUCAAUAGGCAUCCCUGGAAAAUAUGUUGGAGCCUGUAUUGUUGGAGCUGGUUUAUCUCCAAUAGUUAUAACUUCAAUCACAUGGUUAACAAAUAACAUAGCAGGUCAUGCGAAAAGGGGCAUAGCAUCAGGAAUGGUAUUGGUGAGUGGAAAUAUAGGAGGUGCAGUAUCAUCACAAAUUUACCGACAAAAAGAUUUUCCGGAAUAUUUCUUUGGCCACUCAAUGUCUUUGGGAUUUUUGAUUGCUACGAUAUGUAUUACACUUAUUCAAUAUUUUGUUUUCAAAACUUUAAAUAAGAAAAAGAAAGAAAAUCCUCAAUCCUUUUUAGAAGGAAAAACUGAGGAAGAAAUUAAAAAUAUGGGCGACCUUCAUCCUGAUUUUAUUUAUAGUUUGUAA
Messenger RNA from Rhizophagus irregularis DAOM 181602=DAOM 197198, 1467 nucleotides. RefSeq lists its product as uncharacterized. Gene Ontology annotation, cellular component: membrane. Gene Ontology annotation, molecular function: transmembrane transporter activity. The record is from RefSeq and is a predicted model, not a curated record. NCBI's taxonomy places the organism in Eukaryota, Fungi, Glomeromycota, Glomeromycetes, Glomerales, Glomeraceae. Gene Ontology annotation, biological process: transmembrane transport.